UUUGGGGAAACAAGGGAAAUAAGGCCUUGUUUUGUUUUUUUUACUUUAUAUUACAGUAAACCUUUGCAUUCUUAGUUUUGGAAUCCUUUUUUAGUUUCCCUCUUGAGACAAAUUUGUGUUUAAAGUUUAUUAAUAGAUUAAAGAAGCCUUUUUUGGCAGCCAGACUGGUUUAUAGAUCAUUUCUCACCACAAGCUCUUCAGAAGAUCUGAAGGUAAAGUUCCUUACCUCUCAUGACACCAGAACAUCGAUCAACAAAAAGCAAGACGACUCAGAGUAUGAAGAGGAAACGCUACUUUUUCUUUAUCCUCUUGGUUGUCAUUCACCAUGUAAAGUGAUGGCCACAUCUCUGGGAAAUGGCACUGAGCAUAAUUCCAACUGAAGAAAACACAGAUGGCCUCUCCUUCAUCCUCCUCUACAACGUCUCACAUUUGGAACUAGUGGAAUUAUGGGGCUGGUUCCUGGAGGUGACAUUCAGGAUGGAGAGGAGGAGGGAGCUUCACACCAGCUAGUGAGGGGAGGUAAUGAAGGAGCUCGGGGACCAGGGGUGCACAGAGGUGCCAUAGAGCUGAAAGAGGGGGCUCGGGGGGGAACGGACUUCGCCCCGCCGCACACCGCUCGCUGCUGUCAGAGGAAGAGCCCGGACGCCCCCAGCCCCCUGCCGAAAAAGGACCAGGGCACUCCCAGGGGAGGGCAGGAAGCCAGCUUGUCACCAGGGCGACGCACUGCCGACCUUCACCGUCCCGUCCACGCCCCGUCCACGCCCGCGUGCCACGCCCCGCCCAGCCAUGGAGGACACCCUCACCUGCAGCCCGGCUACCUUCUCCCAGGUCUUCGGCCGCCAGGGGCAGCUCAUGCAAGCCACCGUGCAGUCCCUGAACAGCCUGAAUGACCAGAUCGCCCACUUCAUGGUGAACCGACCCAAGGCCCUCAACGAUGAAGACGGCGCCUUCCUGCCCAGCGAGAAGGAGACGCUGAAGAAGUCCAUGACACUGAUGCGACACCUGCUGAUGGAUGCCCAGGCCAAAAUCCUUAAAAUGAUGGAUGACAACAAGCAGCUGGCCCACCGGAUCGAUGGGGCCAUCCAGUCCGCCAGCCAGGAAGUGACAAACCUGCGCUCCGAGCUGACGGCCACCAGCCGGAGGCUGGCGGAACUGGGGGCCAGCGACCCCCCCAUGGUCGAGAACAACCAGCACAACAACCACGAUCCAUCUGUCCACCAGAGACAGAAGCCAGUGACAGACAUUUGCUUCAAGACUGACAUUACAAGCCUGAUGGACUUCAGCACGCCGGACUCUUCUUUAGACAAAGUGCUGCUAAGGGAGGAGGUGGCUCAGCUCCAGGAGGAGGUGCACCUCCUGCGGCAGAUGAAGGACAUGUUGACCAAGGAUCUGGAGGACUCUCACGGCGGGUGUUCGGCCGAGGUGCUCUCCGCCACCGAGCUCAAGGUGCAGCUGGCCCAGAAGGAGCAGGAGCUGGACCGUGCCAAGGAGGCCUUACAAGCGAUGAAGGCGGAUCGGAAACGCUUGAAGGCGGAGAAGGCGGACCUGGUGAACCAGAUGCAGCAGCUCUACGCCACCCUGGAAAGCCGCGAGGAGCAGCUGAGGGACUUCAUCCGCAACUACGAACAGCACAGAAAAGAGAGCGAGGACGCGGUGAAGGUGCUGGCCAAGGAGAAGGACCAGCUGGAGCGGGAGAAGUGGGACCUCCGCCGGCAGACCAAAGAGGCCACGGAACACGCCGGCGCACUGCGCUCGCAGCUGGACCUGAAGGAGAACAGGAUCAAAGAGCUGGAGGCCGAGCUGGCCAUGGCAAAGCAGUCACUGGCAACUCUCACCAAGGACGUGCCCAAGCGACACUCACUGGCUAUGCCCACCGAGGCCGUGGUCAACGGCAACCAGGAGUGGGUGAUGCAGGCCGACCUGCCGCUCACCGCUGCCAUACGGCAGAGCCAGCAGACGCUGUACCACGGGCACACGUCACACCCUGCAGACCGCCAAGCGGCGGUGAGGGUCAGCCCCUGUCACUCCCGCCAGCCCUCCGUCAUCUCGGACGCCUCCGCGGUGGAGGGCGACCGCUCCUCCACCCCCAGCGACAUCAACUCCCCCCGCCACCGGACACACUCCCUCUGCAAUUCGCUGGAGGAUUUGGAAGACCAGAAGCGUAAGAAGAAGAAAGAGAAGAUGGGCUUGGGUUCCCUAUCGCGAGUCUUCGCUCGAGGCAAGCAGCGCAAGUCCCUGGACCCGGGCCUGUUCGAUGGUACUUCUACUCCCGAUUAUUAUAUAGAGGAGGACGCCGACUGGUGAUGGCUCCCCCCCCCCCACCCCCCUACCCCAAACUCCUCGAGAGUGAUAGUACAAUGCGUGUGAGAGAGUGAGCGAGCGAGCGAGGGAAUGGAAGAACGAGAGCGCAUGUGUGUUUGCCCCCCCCAACUUGAAACACCUGCUGAGAGGAGGAAAGAAAAAGACCAGAAAUGAGCACCUCCCCCCAGCUGCCUCCUGUUAUGUAAAUAAUACAAGUGAAUACAAAAUAUAUGUAUGUAAAUAAAAAAAAUAUAUAUGUGUAUAUAUACGUAUAGUAUAUAUAUAUAUAUGUAUAUGUAUGUACGUAUAUAUACAUAUAUACACAUGUAUACCUGGGAUUAUUAUGUGUGGAUAUGUUAUCUGUCAUUUUCAGAACGAAGCGGCUGUGUUUUAAUCUUUUACCGGUCUUUAUAUAUGACUUUUUUUUCGAUAACUGGAAACUUGAAGGACUGCUGUGUAUUUGUAAAUAACGGUCAUCGUGUACAUUGUGCUUGUGAACGUCUUUUGUCCUGAAUGCUUUUUUUUUUUUUAACCUUUAUUUUUAUCCUGCAUUUUUUUUUUCUUCUAAAUUUCAUUUAUAAUCCCCACCUCCCCACUUUCUUUUCCUGCUUGGUCCAUUCCCUACAUUUGGCCGAGAGAAAAGGUUUCCUGUAUGCGAAGAGCAGACUGCGCAGUCCUCUAUGAAGUCAAAUCCAAUGAUAGAAAUACACUCUGGUCAGACUUCCGGAACCAACAGCUGCGAUACGCUGCAGAAACUCGCAUGCAGAUUCCACAUAAUGCCAUUAUCUGUUCCGGCGAGGAACUUGACUGGGAGACUCUCUUAAAUCGCCUCAGGCGCCGCGAUGAGAAAGACGUGACUGUUGGCUUUUUGAAACGAAUUUUUCAAAAAACCGUUUUCAAAGAAAUAUUGCAAAGACAUAUCAUCACGCCGCGAGCGCUGUCCGCAGAGAUGCUUUUCCGUCUUGUAGCUUUAAAAAAAAAGAAAAGAAAAAAAAACAUAAACAGUGGCCGUGUUCUCCCCCUGGGGGAAAGAGAGAAGGAAAUUGACCAACGAUUAUGCCGUCACGUGCUAACGUUGUAGAAUCAGCGUGCGCUCGGGUUCUGGCUUAUGAACGCAUGGCGUCGUGUCAUUGAGCUGUCUUGUCGCUGUCAGUGGAGCGUCUUGUCUUUAGCGGUCGAUUGAUAAAGAGCGGGAUCGAUUUUUUUCUCUCAAAGUAAACAAGUGAGAGCGCGGCGGGGGGGCUCCUUGUGUGCUUCGAUGAUGGAGAUGAUGGCAAGGGGGGAGGGGAGGCAUGGGGGUGGGGGGGGUGUUGGUCUCUGCUGUUUCCUGAGCACAGAUCGUUGUUAGGAAGUGCUGGUCGAGACAGGAGAGCUGCUAUUGGACAUGCCAAUUGCGCUCUCUUUUCAGAGCACGCAGUGUGUUCAGACGUAAACGAAUUCCUGAGACGUGAAAGGAUUUGCAAAUUGCGCAUACUUUCUACCGGCACCGAAAAGUACAGCAAAAUCCCUUCUGUUUAGUUCUAAUCCCAUUUUAAUUGUGAGGAUUAUUACAAGAAUAUAAAAGGGGAACUAGAGAAAAGAGGGGGACUUAGUGUUUCCUCCUAAAUUACCCGCUUCUUUUGAUUUACUACUGAAUAAAAGUCACUGAACACCCUGCAGGAUACAAGAAGGGAGAGGCUUCCAAGUCUGAAAGUUAGAAAUUUCAGGAAGCCCUUGAAGGCAGGGUGAGCUCUUUGAGAAUACAGGGUGGCCGGGUGCCAGCAGAACAGUCAUUGGCUGUCGAUGCUGUCAGUCGUGCCGAUGGCGGACCCAUCUCCUUGCCGAUUGGGCGGUCAGAGCUCGAAGCUCUCUGUUGAUUGGAUUGAGGAGCUCUUCACAGACCUGCCAUUCCUGUGGGUUCCAUCAUGCUGUGGGGUCCUCCCUUUCCCACCCUGGACCCGUUCCUCUGGUCUUCAGUGCUCCUCUCCAACGCAGCAAGCCUCCAGUUCAGGGCUAUGUUGAGGUUCCGGUGGGCGGCAGCGUAGUAUAAUGGUUAGGGAACUGGGCGUGUGGCUCCGAAGGCUGCAGGUUUGAUUCCCAGGUGUGGCACUGUCGCCGUUGUGCCCUUGAGCAAAGUACUCUGCCGGAAUUGCUUCACGUAAAUAUCCAGCCGUAUAAAUGGAUUGUGUGCAAAAAGAAUGUAAGCUGUGUAAGUCUCUCUAGAAAGUUGCGUCUGCCAAAUGCUUUAAAUGUGAAGUAAACGGUUACACCAGGAGAUUUCAACCUUUUUUGAGCCUCAAAGGCUUCCGGGAGACCCACGUCAUAAGUUGUAUUUUUGUAUAGUCCCAAAUCUGUAUAUAGUCCUUGCAUAUCAAGUCUGGCCAGGGCCCCCUACGGUACCGUCAAGGACCCCCUAUUGAAAUCCUAGGAUUUAAAGGCACAAAUUGUGACAUAAUAUUCUAUGGAAAAUAAGAACAAUCCUUAACGGAGGUUCUUGCAGUGCACAUUUCUUAAUCUGUUAUUGGGAUAUUAUUGUGAAACACUUUCUUGACACUCAAUCCUGCACAAAAUUUUAAAAAAUGAAUCGGUAGAAGCCUCUAUCACAACAUCGGUGUCUUAGAGCAGCAGGGGCUCCGGGUCUAGUUUGCAGUUCUUUCUGACGUCAGCUGUGUGGAUUAGAAGCGGCGUGACGAGUCGGAACGAGGACUUUGUCAUUGCGGAGGUCUUCGCAACCGCCAUGGAGGGGCAUUACAGGGGGAUUAACGUGCCCCAUAAUGCACCCCGGUCCGCUGUAGCCCGCCGUGCCGCCGUCAGUACCCCCUUGUGCUAAUGCGCGUCGUCGUGUGAUUGUCUCUGGCUUAGUGAGUGACGGAGGGAGCGGCAGAGAGGCCGUUUGGUUGUGGGCAAUGAGCUGCUGCUAUUCCACCGCUCUGGAGACCUCCUCAGCGAAUCACUGCCAGCUGUGGCCUCCCCGUCUCCUAGGCAACAGGGCCCGUACUCCGCGUGCUUGCGCGCGAGCAAGGGAGCGAGGGAGCAUAUGCUGAUAGUUAGGAUUGCACCUUGGAUCCCACUCCUCGGAUCCUGGCAACCAAUUCCCGGUCCGGUCUUUUCUGAGCUCGCCAUUAUACUCUCAUGUAGCGCUGCUGGGUGGCUCAACCUGUUAAAGCACUGCUACAGUCCAUGGAUAAGCCUCAUGGUCUGGGAUUGAAUCCGGGCCCGACCAGUGGCAGUAGCAGCCAGCAGAUGGCGCUAGCCUAGCGACCAGGGUGGGAGGGGUUUGUGUCUGAUCACUUGCUACCGACUACUAAUGGUCGAUCAAGUGGUCAAGGUCACCGUGAAGUUUGCUUCUCCAAAUGAUGUCUUUGCACAUUUGUUGACCGUGGUGAGACAUAAAGAAGACUACAAUGAACUUUGCGGCGUGAGUAUAAUUAGGCAUUCCAAAUUGGGAUAAUAAUAAUAAUAAUAAUAAUAAUAAUAUAAUAAUACGGCGUGUAAUUGGGAACAAUGUGUUAAAAGCAAUCCCAUGUCUUACAGUCACACGUGCCAGAAUCAGGCUAUGAGUUUGAUCAUGUGGGUGGAGGGGGGGUUAAUAAUGUGCUUUUUAAUUAGCGGGUGCCUCACAGGUUAAAACCGGAUUUGGCUUCACUUACAAAAGAGGUUCUGUGAAUUUGGACCAAAGUCAAAAACCAGAUCUCACAUCCAAGCUGCCUAUAAAGCAAUUAAAGAAGUGCCAAAGGUUAAUAGUCUCUAAAAGAAAGAAAAAUACACGUUCAAUUAAGCUUGUAGUUCUGCUUUUGUUCCUAUGCAUGAGCUCUUAUGGGAUUCAUUCAGAGGUCUGCCUUGGCUUACAGGAACUCUUUUCAUCUUCAUUUAGUUACUAAAAUCCUGCUGGCUCGCCAUUCAUCUAACAUACUGACAGUAUGGGGAAUUAUGGGAAUGUACAUUCAAACAAAGGCAUAAUUUCCCAUGCUGCUUUGCUAAGGGGACUUGUCAGUGACCAGGGAAAGGAGAGCGUUCAUUCAUACUUUCCUCUUGGUAUUUCACAUCAGACAGAUGUUAUUUUUUUAUUAUUUUAUUUUGGUAACAAAUUCCUUCUCAUUUCAUGACAAUUAUUUUAAGCUUUGUAAAUUAGGAGAUAUUGCUAAAAAAUUUAAAAAUAUACUAUUAAAAGAGUUUUAUUUAAAGAAAAAAGAAGCUUCAAUAGGUGAAUAAUUGGUGAUGUGUAGGACUGUACUCUAUCUUCAGUUGCUUGGAGAUGGAGAGUAGUGAAAGAGGUUUCAAUGGCAUGGAAACGAACAUGAUAAAAAAAUCUAAAUAAAAACUUAUUUUAAAAUAAAAUAACUCCGAAUUUC
Anguilla rostrata (American eel) is the source of this 6632-nucleotide messenger RNA. RefSeq names its product kazrin, periplakin interacting protein a (gene kazna). Gene Ontology annotation, molecular function: protein binding. The coding region runs from base 787 to 2304 and encodes 505 amino acids. The transcript has 12 exons. NCBI's taxonomy places the organism in Eukaryota, Metazoa, Chordata, Actinopteri, Anguilliformes, Anguillidae. The record is from RefSeq and is a predicted model, not a curated record.